Messenger RNA from Lolium perenne, 1698 nucleotides. Lineage: Eukaryota; Viridiplantae; Streptophyta; Magnoliopsida; Poales; Poaceae. The record is from RefSeq and is a predicted model, not a curated record.
AUGGCCAUCCCUCUUGCCAGAUUAUCCUCUGACCAUAUUCCUAUACAAGUGAAAAUAGGAAGCUCUAUCCCCAAGGCUAAUAUCUUUCGCUUUGAAGAUUAUUGGUUAGAUCUUGAUGGUUUCUCUGAUGUGGUUACAGCAAAUUGGUACAAUAAAGGCUUUUAUAGAAACCCAGCACAGGAUGUUGCAGCUAGAUUCAAAAAUCUAAGACACGCCCUCAAGAAAUGGAGUAAAAAUAUCUCCCAGCUAAGCAAAGUUAUUCACAACUGUUGUUAUGUUACUGCUGUAUUGGAUGGGUUGGAGGAUCAGAGAGCUCUAUCUGUUAUUGAAAGGAACUUCAGAAAUGCACUCAAGAAACACACUCUGAAUCUUUUGGAAGCAAAAAGGAAAUACUGGAGGAAAAGAGCAAAUAUUAAAUGGGCAAAACUUGGUGAUGAAAACACCAAAUUCUUUCAUGCUAUUGCUACUAGGAAUUAUAGGCACAACUACAUUGCCAGUUUAAUUGCCGAGGAUGGAAGAAUAGUUACUGAACAUGAGCAAAAGGCUGCACUACUUUGGCAUGCUUACAAAGAUAGACUGGGCACAUCUGAAAAUCUUACUGUCCUUUUUCAGCUUACUGAGCAUAUGGCAAAUAAUGAGCUGCUUGAGUUGGAAACACCUUUCUCUCAUCAAGAAAUUGAUGAUAUUAUUAAGAAUAUGCCAAAUGAUAAGUCGCCAGGACCUGAUGGAUUUAAUGGGUUGCAAAAAGUAAUCAUUCCUCUUUUACACAAGAACCAGUAUGGAUUUAUAAAAAGCAGGAAUAUACAGGAUUGUCUUGCAUGGGCUUUUGAAUAUCUGGAUAUUUGCCAUAAAUCAAAAAAGGAGAUUGUCAUACUCAAAAUUGACUUUGAGAAGGCGUUUGAUAAAGUAGAGUUCAAUACAAUUCUCUACAUGCUGAAAUACUUGGGUUUUGGUGAUAAAUUCAUUGGAUGGAUUAAGCAUAUUCUUGAAAGUGCAACUACCUCUAUUAUUCUUAAUGGAGUUCCUGGAAAAGUUAUUAAAUGCAAGAGGGGUGUGCGACAGGGUGAUCCACUUUCACCCAUCUUAUUUGUGCUUGCUGCAGAAUUAUUGCAAAUUGUUAUUAACAAGGCAUGGGAGGAUGGUGAUAUUGCUCUGCCUAUUGAUAGAUCUUAUGAACAAAAGUACCCUGUAUUACAAUAUGCAGAUGAUACUUUAAUUGUUUUCCCUGCUGAUCCUGACCAGUUACUCAAGCUCAAAGAGAUUCUGGAGAGAUUUUCAAACUCUACAGGCCUUCGAAUUAAUUAUCACAAAACAUCUAUGGUGCCUAUUAAUAUCUCUUCUGAUAGAUGCAAAGAACUUGCAGACUUAUUUCAAUGCAAAGCUGAAAGCCUGCCUUUUACUUAUCUUGGGUUGCCUAUGGGUACUUCUAGACCAAAGAUUGAAAAUCUUGUUUACAUUGCUCAUCGAGUUGACAAGAGGCUUGCUGAGAAAGAUAUAUGGGGAUUCCAAUGGGGGGAUUUCUUCUCUGCGAAAAAAGUAUAUGAAGCUAUUUUGAAUCCACCUGAGGCAGCUAAUGAUCUAUAUGAGGACAUGAUCCAUUUGUUCUUCCAGUGUGACUUUAGUCAGACUUUCUGGUGGAGGUUGGGAAUGGAAUGGGACACUGAUCUCUCGCUACUUGAUAUGCUCAUAGAUGGAUAG